Messenger RNA from Sclerotinia sclerotiorum 1980 UF-70, 1920 nucleotides. RefSeq lists its product as hypothetical. Bases 1 to 1920 code for a protein of 639 amino acids. Gene Ontology annotation, biological process: transport. The record is from RefSeq and is a predicted model, not a curated record. The transcript has 5 exons. Gene Ontology annotation, molecular function: transporter activity. NCBI's taxonomy places the organism in Eukaryota, Fungi, Ascomycota, Leotiomycetes, Helotiales, Sclerotiniaceae.
AUGUCCGAGAGUCCAGAAGCAGGCUGGGAUUCGAAUAAAACCUACGCUGGCGACGACCGGGCUCGAGUUGUCGAGCUGUUCAGCAGUCCAUCGACAACCACAAUCGCAAUCAUGUUCAUCAAUACAACAUGUAAUGCGACGCUGGAUGAUAUGCGAAUUGGAAAGUCAGAAGAAGUCUUGGUGGGAAAUUUAACAUUCCAUGAGUUAGGAAUAUUUGUUUCUUCGUCGACUGCCUUGAUCGCCAUUCUUCUAUCGUUGUAUCUCAUGUGGAUGCAUGCUUUGCACUAUACGAAGCCUUACGAGCAACGGCACAUCAUACGCAUCCUUUUUAUGGUUCCCAUUUACUCAGUGGCGUCCUUCCUUAGUUUCUGGCAAUACUGGCAUGAGAUAUAUUAUAGUGUGAUAUCAGAGUGCUAUGAAGCAUUCGCAAUCGCGUCCUUCUUUGCUCUUUUAUGCCACUACAUUGCCCCGGAUCUUCACAACCAAAAAAUUUAUUUUCGAACCGCAGUGCCAAAGCCAUGGGUCUGGCCUGUUACUUGGAUGAAAAAGUUUUGUGGCGGUGAUAAAGGCCCUUGGAGGACACCAAGAAGUGGUUUGACAUGGUUUAACAUUAUUUGGGCUGGUGUCUAUCAAUAUUGUUUUAUUCGAGUUACCAUGACUGUUUUGGCUGUUGUCACUCAAUAUUUUGGCAAAUAUUGUGAUUCUUCGGAUUCUCCAGUAUUUGCUCACAUCUGGAUUCUUGUUAUCGAGGGUGCCGCGGUAUCCAUCGCAAUGUACUGCCUUAUCCAAUUUUACAUUCAGUUACGGGCUGAUCUUGCUCCACAUAAGCCUUUCCUCAAAGUUGCUGCUAUCAAAUCAGUGAUCUUCUUAUCCUUCUGGCAGAGCUUUGCCAUCAGCAUUCUGAUGUCGUCUACUAUUGGCAUUGUCGAGCCAACCAAAUAUUUAGCUUACCCUGACCUCAAGAUUGGCAUCCCGAACUUAUUACUCUGUAUUGAAAUGGCUAUCUUCUCGAUUUUGCAUUUGUUCGCGUUUCCUUGGAGACCCUAUGCAUCAGAUGCAACCCCGGUUAGAUACCCAAGCUCACCUGGAGGUGGUUUAGAGCCUAUUGGUCCCAAACAAGGUGGUCCUCUUGGCCUUCUGGCUUUCGCUGACGCUAUGAACCCAUGGGAUUUGGUCAAGGCAUUUGCUCGUAGUAUGCGUUGGUUGUUCGUAGGUGUCAAAACUCGCGAGGCGGACUCUUCAUAUAAACCAGCAACUUUCAAUAAUGACAAUGACAUGUCCCUCCAAUCUGGAAACUCGGAACCCGACACAUCUUAUAAAGGACGGGAUGACGGCUUACCAAUUGCCAACGAAUACGGGAACAAUACCUUCAGUAGUAGUAAAGGGGUUAUGGAAGGUGAGGAAGGAGUUGGUCUAAUUGAUAAUGCACAACCUAACCCUACAAACCUCAAUCAUUCAGGCUACAUUCCAGCAGCUCAACGUUACACCCCUGAAGGACUGGAUACCACCACGAAUGGUGCGCGGUAUAACUACAACCCGGACCGCCUGGUCGCCAACAAUCCGACUCCCGCCUCAAUGCAGAGACAGGAAUAUCCGGCCGGAAUGGCAGUAACCGGUGAACCAGAAGCAUACUUAACUCAAGUAGCACAACCACCAUAUGUUGCACGGCCCUCAUCACCAUAUGGCGUGCGACAAUUAUCGCAACCAGAAGCGUUCCUCGAAGAGAAACGAGCUAAGCGAGCUGCCGAAAGAGCCGCACGAGAUCGAGCCGAUGAGGAAGCACAUGAACAGGGCGCGGCACCAUCAGAACUGUGGUCUAAUUCAAGAGGACCGAUGCAGCCCCAUGAACCGCCGAGUCAUGUCCAUAACGCUUUAUGGGGAUCCCAAGCGCAACCACAACGGAGGGAAGAUGAUUAUUGA